Messenger RNA from Sceloporus undulatus (fence lizard), 3277 nucleotides. It is a transcript of the gene GDPD1, whose product is annotated as glycerophosphodiester phosphodiesterase domain containing 1. Gene Ontology annotation, biological process: glycerophospholipid catabolic process; N-acylethanolamine metabolic process. Gene Ontology annotation, molecular function: phosphatidylcholine lysophospholipase A1 activity; phosphoric diester hydrolase activity. The transcript has 8 exons. NCBI's taxonomy places the organism in Eukaryota, Metazoa, Chordata, Lepidosauria, Squamata, Phrynosomatidae. The annotation marks the transcript as partial. Gene Ontology annotation, cellular component: endoplasmic reticulum membrane. The record is from RefSeq and is a predicted model, not a curated record.
AAAAGCGGUGCAGAGCUAUUACUUUUUACACUGGAACAAGAAAGGGGCAUUGCUUUUACAAACCGGCUUUCCAGACUCUGUUCUUCUUCACCUACCCUGUCUCUAAGGAUAAAUUUUGGGUUUUGUUCUCUUCCUCUUCUCUCCAGCGCCGUCAAUGUGGGGACCGACAUGCUGGAACUUGACUGCCAUUUGACAAAGGAUGAAGAAGUUGUCGUCUCCCAUGACGAGAAUCUGAAGCGGUCAACAGGGGUUGAUGUCAGUAUAUCUGACCUUAAAUACUCGGAACUCCCACCGUACCUCUGCCGGCUGGAUGUAAGUUUUCAGAAAGAGUGCCACUGUGAAGGUGAAGACAAGCGCAUCCCACUCCUGAAGGAGGUUUUCGAAGCAUUCCCUCACACUCCUGUCAACAUCGACAUUAAGGUGAACAACGAUACCCUGAUCAAAAAGGUUUCAGAAUUAGUGACCUGUUACAAGCGAGAACAUUUGACAGUGUGGGGCAGUGUCAACUAUGAGGUUGUGGAAAAGUGUCAUAAAGAGAACGCUCGCAUUCCUAUCCUCUUCUGCUUGCGGCGUGUCCUCCUCCUCCUCGGUCUGUUCUAUACUGGUCUUCUGCCUUUCUUUCCCAUCCUGGAGGAGUUCUUGGAGAUUCCCAUGCCUUCCAUCAUCCUCAAGUUGAAAGAACCAGAGAAGAUCUCCAGGAGCCAGCGGUUUACCAUCUGGCUUACAGACACAUUGUUAAUGAGGAAAGCGUUAUUUGACCACCUCACUGCUCGAGGAAUUCAGGUCUACAUCUGGGUACUGAACGAAGAGCAGGAAUACAAGCGAGCGUUUGACUUGGGAGCCACCGGCGUGAUGACGGACUACCCCACAAAGCUGAAGAACUUUUUACACACCUACGCGGCAUAAAGCAAGGAUGGCUCCUGUGAAGAAGUGUGGGUGUUUUGGGGGGGGAAUGACAGGAACGGACACACAAAAAAAGUCAAGGAGGGAUAGCCCUCUCUUUCUCAAUUCCUCCCCGACUCCACAACACAGUCACCUGACGAUGGCAGACAUAAGCAGCUGGAUCAUAUUACCUCAUUCUUAAGUCAUUACACUUGUAGAGAUUGUACACAGCUAUAUUUAUUUACAGUUUUAAAUGACAUAGUUUACAUUUUCUUUUGGAAAAUACGACAGUUAGCGGCUCCUACCCUAGCCUAACAGAUAGGUCUAGGAAGAGAUCUGCUGACAAGGGUACCUUGCAGCGGCGAUAGCCGUAACGUAGCUCUUAUCUGUCAGGUCUAGGAAGAGAUCUGCUGACAAGGGUACCUUGCAGUGGCGAUAGCCGUAACGUAGCUCUUAUCUGUCGCUUGUAGCUCUCAGACUUCACCGCCUUUGCACAUGGGAAACAUUCCAGCACUACAGAUUUUCUUUCUUAAAUCUUGCAUUGACCGUGUAAACAUUUCUAGUCAACUGACUAGCGUGACGAAGAAAUUGCCUGGUUGUCCCAGGUAAACGUAAAAUGAGAGGGUUUUGAAAAGCUGUUGGCGGAGACCUGUUGGUAAUCUGUCAACAGGUCCUUUUUGAAGUGAGGCCGGACCCCCAAUCCUGCUCUUGCUUUUCUCUUCCUUCCUACACCUGGGAGGAUGCUAGGAGUCCGAUUUUAAUUCAGCCUCUGCUCCCUCCAUGUACCUUUUUUUACUCUGUGGCUGGCCGCGUUAGAGGACUCCCGACCAGAUUGUCCAGGGAGUUCUCGUCUCCAGUCCCUAGCGUAGCUCACGAUGUUCGUUUUAUGCGCCUGUGUGUUUGAAUUAACACUUAGCAAUACUGCUGCUAUUAGUUAGGAUCAGUGUAAUAGGGAUUUCAGGCCAGUUUAUGGAGCAGCACGGCUGCUCCGGCUUCGGUGGAAGCACUUUUCAGCAGCCUUCGCAGCCAUUGCCUUUGAAUAGAACAGACGGUUCAUCGUGGCGCGGUUUCAUAGAAGAGACAAAGCUGUGAUAGGGCUGCAAACGUCUGUAUUUUAGCAUUGAAACCCGCCUACUUUCUGUCAUUCCAUACUUGUGUCUCUGAAAUGUAAUAGUUCUCGCCAAGAAGAUAACCACUAGCGUUUUUUUAUUAGCUUUUUAUUGAUGCAUCUAAAAAUAUCUCCCUAUCUAGAAGUAUCUCCCUGUUCUUCAGUCAGAGAGUUGUAGUAAGAAGUUCUGAAUUGAAUAAUAGGGUUCUCCUUUAUUCGCAGGCCUUCCUCAGAUCCCUGAGUCUGUCUCCCCUUCAUGCCCAAGGCUGUUUCCCCAAAUGCCUUUUAGCUGGAGAAGGUCGUGCCCAGUUCUGUUUCUGAUUUUAAGUAAAGAAUUUAAACGUAACGGGAGGAGGAAGGAAUGCAGAUACAGAGAGAAGGGAUACGCUGAAGGGAAUGGUCCCUGGGUUUGAAAUCCUUAUUCGUUUUUCCAAAAACUCACUAAGUCUAACCUGGGUUUGAAAUCCUUAUUCAUUUUUCAAAAAACUCACCAAGUAACCUACCUCACAAUGUUGUUGUGAGGUUAGCAUAGGGUUUUGAAAAUCCCUAUACGCCGUCCCUGAGCUUACUAGAGAAGCGUGAUGCAAAUGUGACUUUGAAGGACUAUUCCAGCUAGGGAAGAUUUUGCUUUCGAAGCCGUAGAAAGUAGCAUCUCCUAGCCUUGGUUUAAAAUGUAAUGUGAGAUAUCGUACCGGGGUGUUUUUUUAAACUUUGUUUUAAAAUAGUCGUGGUGAAACCUGGUUCUGUCCCAUUAAAGUACUUAGGGAUCGCUGUGACGGGUUCCCUUUCGGGACUAAACCCACAGUUCUAAGCCUUUGGGUUCUGGUCCCUCGCCUUUCCCCCAAAAGUGAUCCCUAUGUGGACAAGUGAAUGUGUUGAUCUGUGGGUAUAAAACAGGAACAUUUGGUAUAAAAAGAUUAAACUAUUAAUGCACAAAUAGAGCCCACAUUAACCCCUGAAUUAUUAAAUCAUCCCCCAAAUCCUAUUCAGUUCUUUCCCUCUUAGUGUUGUUGCAAAGAGUGUCCUUUGUAAGAUGUAGUUGUAAAGAAGGGUUUUGAUAUCCUGUUGUCCUGGAUGUUAGUUUGAGAAAAGGAACGAAGCGAGGCAGACUCUUUAUAUAUGUAUGUAUGUAUAUAUAACUGAGGGUUGUAAAUGUAAUGAAGGAUUCUGCAGUACAUUUCAUGCACUUGAAACAUUCCUCUUGCGCCAGCCGUGCUUUUGAAGGGAAACUGGAGAUGUGAGGCCUGGCGUUCAAAAUAUAUCUGAAUACAUGCUCCAAACUGUCAA